This is a messenger RNA of Salvia hispanica, 725 nucleotides long. RefSeq names its product cofactor assembly, complex C (B6F) (gene CCB3). Lineage: Eukaryota; Viridiplantae; Streptophyta; Magnoliopsida; Lamiales; Lamiaceae. Gene Ontology annotation, cellular component: chloroplast thylakoid membrane. The record is from RefSeq and is a predicted model, not a curated record.
CCCACACAAAAGUAGCAUAAGAACUAGAUAAUGUCUGCUGUCUCUGCAACUGGCGUCCCGAUUUCAUUGCCCAAACACACAUAUCAUCCUCAAAUUCACACCUUAAUCUCACCAAAAUGCUAUCAUUUCUUAUCCCAUAACUCAAUCCUCAAACCUGUAAGAAGGAAAACACCAACUCCAGUAUGCAGAGCUCAUUGUUCCUCAAGAAUCUCAGACUAUCUCUCUAGCCACAGCCUCUUCUCCUCAUCCACCGCCUACUCCGGCAACCCUUUAGCCAUAGCUUCCAAGAUUGUGCACUCGGCCCCAGCCGGGAGUCUCAUUCUGAUCGAUUUGGACCCUGCCACGGCCAAACUGGCAAUAGCGUUUCUUGGGCCAUUCUUGUCUGCAUUUGGAUUUCUGUUCAUUGCAAGGAUCGUGAUGUCGUGGUACCCGAAGCUUCCCGUUGACGAGUUCCCAUACAUCCUCGCGUACGCGCCUACAGAGCCCUUGCUGGUGCAGACAAGGAAGAUCAUACCACCCCUGGCUGGAGUUGAUGUCACCCCUGUUGUCUGGUUUGGAUUGCUCAGUUUUCUCAAUGAAAUCUUGGUGGGCCCACAGGGCCUCCUUGUUCUUCUAUCUCAGCAGCAGGUUUAGGAUUUUUGGAUAUUGAAUGAAUUCAUGUGUGUUUAUGUAAUCUUAGAUUUAUGAUGAUGUGCAAAAAGAGUAAAGAAAGCAUUUUUGUAUUU